Helicoverpa zea (corn earworm) is the source of this 11136-nucleotide messenger RNA. Its product is annotated as titin. The coding region runs from base 324 to 9761 and encodes 3145 amino acids. Gene Ontology annotation, molecular function: protein binding. Lineage: Eukaryota; Metazoa; Arthropoda; Insecta; Lepidoptera; Noctuidae. The record is from RefSeq and is a predicted model, not a curated record. The transcript is spliced from 7 exons.
CGGGCGCUCGGAACAGUAGACGAUCGAGAGAAUCGCAACGCGUGGGUAGACGCGGGCGAGUGCAGUGUGCAGUGCGUGCGGGUCUUGUGUCGCUGAAAGCUCGCGCCGCGAAGCCUCCGACAGCGGCGGCAUCGGGCGAGCGCCCGCUUCGCGUCAGUGCCGGCCCGGCCGUGCCGAAAGCACCACGCUCCGGCAACGAUACGAUCUAACUGUUAACUGCUGGACACUGAUACACACACAGUAUCAACAACUUUUAAUUAUACCCUGCCGGCCGUCUAGUGUACGCGAAUAUAUUUAUUGUGAAAGACUGAGGACGGGGUCAGAUGGAUCGGCGGCGCGCGGCGGGAGCGCUGCUAGCGCUGGCCGCGUGCAUCGCGUGCUCGGCUGCGGCUCCUACAGCAAGUAAUCACACAGCUUUAGAUUUGUAUGAAGGCGCUCCAGAGGGUUGUUACUACAACUUCCAGCACUAUGGCGAAGGAGACCGAAUUAUGACCAACGAACCUUGCCUGAACUGUACCUGUCACAACCGAAUGCUGAUGUGCUACUUGAGGGUUUGUCCUUUCACCAAGGCAAUCGGUCAAGACUGCACCGUCGAAAAGCGCGCGGACCAGUGUUGUCCUAUCGUUACAUGUCCCGAUGUUCCAGUUGACCUACUCACGUCUACAUCAACCACGUCUCCAGCUGAAUAUGGAGCAACUGGACUCGGAAAACUGGACAAAUACGGUUGCAGCAUCAGCGGAAAAUAUUUCCCCGAAGGAUCUAAAGUACCCCCGACACCGAACAAACCUUGCGAACAUUGCUACUGUAUUCGAAAUAUGACGACUUGCGUUAUGCAAGAAUGUACUCUGCAUGUGGAUGGUUGUACGCCUAUUUACCAUAAAGAUGUCUGCUGCCCUGUGCGUUAUUCUUGUGAUCAUCCCGAAGACGAAGUUCCUCUUUUGGACGAUAUGUCAACCACCGUGAGACCAACCCCAGGAUUUUUACUCACAACAACAACUAUGGCACCAGUGACACAGAUGACACAGGAUUGUGUACACGACGAUCAAGUAUUUGCAGAUGGUGCUUUAAUAAAAACUGAAAAAGCAUGCGAACAUUGUUACUGCAUGAAGGGAGAUAUAGUAUGUGUUGUGCAAGAAUGUGGUGCACCAAUGGAAAAUGAAGGCAAAAACUGUACCUCACUGCCUCCUCGUGAAGGUCAAUGUUGUCCAGAUACGUAUAUUUGCGAUGGCGACGAACUACCGUCGGAUCUUCCAACUGAAUCUGCAACAGAUACGAUUGUAGACAAGCCAACAACAUUGUCGCCUCCUAGGAGAACAAAUGACGAAGGUAGUGGAUACAGGAAUGAACCUGACGAAGUAACGUAUACUGAAAUGCCAGUAACCGAAUCCGAAGUGGAAGGAAGUGGUGAUGACCAAGAAACAUCAAAACCACUAGACCCUAAUGACAUGAUACCAGGUCCGGAGGAUGGUGAGCAGUACAUAUAUGUUACAACGAAAGCGCCAACUUAUGAAGAACAUGAACUGACCACAGCAGAAAUUGAUAGAAACGUAACUCCAGCAUCCGGCGAACAAACUGAGCAACCCCACAUUCAUCCUUCAUCGACAAUAACCCCUGUCGGUGAAGAAUCGGACAAACUUACCACUUCCAGUAGUGGAUUAACAGAAGAAGAUGUUUCGGAACCACAUAAAUAUGCUUCGACUACAUCGGCUCCCGAAACCUUCGAAAGCAUUACAACUGAGCUUGGAGAAUCAUUGAAUACAGUUCCUGAUGAAACUGCUGAACCACAGGUCACCAAAGCUCAAGAUUACGCACCAGGUACAACUUCUGCUCCCACUAGUGUAGAAAGCGAAAGCCUAUCGCCCGUGGAAGGUGGAGAUGAUAAACCAAGCACACCAGAAGAAGAGAAAGAUGUUACCGCGACCACACUUUUAGAAUCUACUAAACCAGAAUACAGCACUCCCAGCUCUGGCAUUUCGGAUGACACUGAGAAAGAAAUUUCUACUUCGAUAGACAUUUCAAACGUUACUCCUGAAGUUAUGACUGAAUAUUCUGAAUCAGAUAUAUCAGGAACGACGGUUUCUUCUGGACAAGAAAUCGAAAAAGAAAGCGUGCCUGUGGGAGACAAAGAAUUUAAACCUGAAUUAACUACAAGUAAUCCUUUAGAAGAUGAAAAAUCAACUACAGAAGUAGAUCAUGCACAGAACACUGUCGCUGUCUCUGAAGAAGAAACUCCUUAUCCUCACUUACAUCUACAAACGACGACAAUUGCACCCACCAUAGAAGAAGAAGUUACGACGGUUAGCAUUGAAAAAGAUAUUGUUACUGAUAAAGAUCUAAGUGAAAAUGUUAUCAUACCACACGAAUCUGUAACAACAGCGUCGCCGAAUAUGGAAGAGACAGAACCUGAUAGAGGAAUGAAUACUAUUCCAAGUGAGACAAACGAAGAAAGUAGUUCUGAAUCAUCUUUAGCACAAAGAACUACAACUUCUCUUGAGACUAAAGAAACUGAAGGAACACAUUCUCAAGACUUGGAGAUUAAAUCAACAACUUCAGCGGAAAUAGCAACAUUAUCACCAGAAAGCAUGACUACUAAAGUUGAUCAAUCCACUAUCACUACUGAACCAUCUUUCAGAAAAGAAGACGAUAUUACAGUUUCUACAGAAAAACCGAAAGAAACCGAACAAACGACAGUUAAGUCAGAAUUUGUAGAUGAAGGACUCAUUCCUACUUCGUCACAUGAUGAGAAGACUGAUACUAGUUCUAAGGCACCAUCAAUAGAGGAAGAGUUCACCACUUCCAUACCUGAAUAUGUAACCGAAAUUUCAGACACCACUGGUUUGAAAGAAACGACAGUACCAACUCAAGACUCAAUUGUAACUGUCAAGGAGUCUGAGUCCUCACAUGAACAAGAUGGUGAUUUGCCUUCUAGUACUGAAAAAUUGAUGGAAGUCACUCCAUUCCAUGAAGAAAAUGUAGACAUUCAAGAAGAGCCUAGUCGAAUUCCUGGGGAAGGUGACUGUCUUCUGAACGGUAUAACAUAUAGGAAUAAUUCAGUAGUCCCAAGCACAAACAAUUGUCACACAGGUUGCAGAUGUGCCAGUAGCAUUAUAAAGUGUGACCCAAUUAUAUGCAGCCCACCGCCUGACUAUAUGGAUAACUGCCAAUCUAUAUACGACUCUCCUGAUUCAUGCUGCCCCACUUAUGUGUGUGAUCAUCCAAGAGAAACAGUACCUCCUCAAUCAGAUAACCAGAUGUCGGGAACUGAACCCCCUAUGCCUUCUCCAACUAUUGAAUGUCGCGGUGACCAGUGUGAAAUAAGUCAACCAACAAAACAACCCAUAGAACAGUUCGAUUUGAAGCCUACUUCUAAACCUGAAAUCGAAUGUGGAUCAGAGGGAUGUAGUGAUGGUACCCAUAAACCAGACUCGGGACAUACUUCUGGAGAACAGAGCGAGAAAUGUCCAGGCGGUAAAUGCGAAGUCCAAGGUUGUACAAAUGGUGAAUGUGACCUUCCACAAACUGAGGGCCAAGUGUCUCCUGCUAAGCCUUGCGAAGGUGAACAUUGUGAGAAGAUUGAUGAAGUCAUAUCUGAAUCACCCCAAUUAUGUAAAAAUGAAGAAGACUGCAGACCUUUGGAAAUUCCUGUAGUUUCGGGCGCACCCUGUCAAGGAGAAUCAUGUGAAAAAGUUGAUUCCCAUGCUGUUGCAUCGCCCAGUGAGAAACCAUAUUUAUGUAAAGACAAUGAUGACUGUAAAACUCAGGAUAUUCCUGAUUCUGAUUGUUCUGGAGACGAACCUUGUAGAAGGAAAGAAACAACAACAACUGACGAAAAAAUACCUAGUACUUGCGAAGGUACUGAUUGCGUACAUGAACAGGUAACUACCGUCUUCGAGAGUGUUGAUACUUCAAGUACCGAAUUACCUAAAAUAGAUCAAACGCCUUCCAAAGAAAUCACAGAAAUGCCAGGAUCAGCCGAUGAGGAAAAAGUAACGGAAAUUCCCGAUAGCCCUAUUAACAAGCCCAAAGAUGAAAAGGUUCCUAUGGAAGAAACCGACAACUACACAACUGAAAGUCAAACUGGUGAAGGCAUGACAGUCAGUGAAAAGGAAAAACCAGUCCAUAAGGAUGAUGCUACCGAUAAGCCUUCAACACCCGAAGAUGUCGAAACAGAGUCACCUGCAAUCUCCGACGAAACUGAUAAAAAUAAACCUUCUGAUGAAGCUGAAAUCACAACCAAACCAGCAACGGAAAGUCUUGAUGUAAUUGAACCAGGAACAACUGAGUCUGCCAUUGCACACGAGAAAGAUGAAGAACCUGUUAUAAUGGACAGCGGAACGGAAAAACCUGCCUUGCCUAGUGAUGAUGGUGAAAAGGAACCCGUAAUUAAUGACACGGAUGCCACUCCCGAACCUACUAUGGUAGAACAAGGCACAGAAUCACCUACAGUUGCUACUGAGGUAGAUACAGAUAAAAUUGCCACAGUCGAUGUAGAUUUCACAGAAAAACCUUUUAUCACGGAGUACUACCCAGACGCUAAAGGUGAAACAACUAUCACACCAUCUGUCGUAGAAGAAGAAAGUAGUUCUAAGCCAGCAACUGGAGAAAGAACUACUGAUGCUCCUGCAAUUGUUGACCAAGAAAGCACCAGUGAACCCGUUUUAGUGGUAGACACGGAUAAACCUUCAUUCGUUGAUUCAAAUUACAAAGAAAAGCCUGACAUCAUUGACACAGAUAGUACGAAAAAACCUUCUGAAGCAGAUGAAGGUACGGAUAAACCAAUCACGGAUGAAGAUCAAAAUAAACCUGCAACCGUUAUCACAGAGGAAACUUAUGUAGAAGCUACAGAUAAGCCUGCUUAUAGUCCUGAUGUUACAAAAGAAGAAAGUACUGUUAAACCUUUAUCUACUGAUGAGCAAGAAACUGCAAUAGACUCUGAAAAGGAAAUAACGGAACAACCCACACUCACAACAGAAACAGAUACCAAGAUUCCCGAAGUUGUUGAUAAAGAGAGUGAUAAAGAACCACCUAUUCGUAGCGGCGACGACAAAGAUACUGAUGAAGGGGUAGAAAAACCAACUCCAACUGAAGAUGAAAAAAUGAAACCCGAAGUGGUCGGACAAGAGGAAACUGAGAAACCUAGCACUGUUCAUGAAGGUGGUGAAGAUAAACCAUCACAGGAGAACGAUGGACAAAAAGAAACUACUGAAAUCGGACAGGAUAACACUGAAAAGCCUAUUUUAGUAGAUGUGGUAGAACCAGAAAAACCUCUUGAAGUUGAAGAUGGACACAAAGAGAAACCUGAUGUAGUUUUGAAGGAUAAAACGGAGAGUCCUUAUGGCAAUGAGGAAAAGAGCUCAGAAAUGCCACAAACAUCCGUCGAUGAAGGUACUGAAGAACCAAUUACUGUCGAGAAGGACACAGAGAGGCCUACAUUUGCUGAUAAUGAUGACAAACAAAAGCCUACUUUGGCCCCUGAAGAUGAGAAAGAUACUUCUGGCAUCAUAGAACCUGACAUGAAAGAGAAACCGGCCAUUGAAAAAGAAAGCACAGAACUUCCUGCUACCGUCACAGAAGCAGAAGUAGAAACAGAAACAGAGAAACUUAAUUUACGGGAAGACGAUUUUGAAAAACCUACCACUAUUAACACCUCAAUAAAACCAUCCCUUCCCGACGAAGAAAGUACUUUAAUACCAGAUGUCUUAGAAGAUAAAAAUACUGUUAAGCCUACCAUAUUUGAUGAAGGCACAGAGGAACCUACUAUUUCAAUAAAGGAAGAUACUACAGAAGGUGGAGACAUAGAAAAUGAAACCACAGAGUUACCAUCAACAAGUGAGGAAGUAGAUACCAAGAAACCUAUGAUAAUUGACGAGGACGCUGAAUUAAAACCUGGUACAACAGUGGACAUAAGCACAGAAGAACCUAUUACCGAUGAAAAAACCACUUAUAAACCUUCUAUCACCAAGGAGGAAGACAUGAUUAAACCAACUGUCUCUGAAGGAACUCAACUUGAUAAAGAAAGUAGUGAUAAACCAUAUGUUCCCCAAGAAGAAACCACAGCUACGCCCACAGUCACUAAAGAGGCAGCCACUGACAAGCCUGUUUUAAUUGAUGAAGAAGGAAAUGUUAAACCAGUUGAUGAGGAACAGACUGAACAUCCUGACUUAGUUAAAGAAACGCAAGAUAAACCUAAAGACGAGGAUAAGCCAGCGAUAAUUGAUGAGGAAGUAACGGAUAGACCUGCAGUUAAUGAAGGACAGACUACGGAAAGCAUAUACGGAGAAGAAGGAUCUGGCUCUGAAGCGCCGAUCAUACCUCAGACAUCGGAACCCAACAAAGAGGAGGAGGCGAUUCAUGAAAUUGAAAAAUCAACUAAGACUCCUAGCUAUGAUACACAAACCACUCUAAUUGGAGAUAAGGAGCAUGAACUGUCUACUGAUUCAAAUAUUAUUGGUACUGAAGCUCCCGAGAAGAAAGUAACACAAUAUGAAGAUAAUGAGACUAAUGAGCCAACUGACAAACUGACGAGUUCAGAUCAUUCGCUCGGAAGCGCAACAGAAACACCUCUGUCAGAACAAGAACUUACAACUAAAGCGUUCAACGUACCUGAGCAAGAAAAAGUAACUAUCAAUGAUCAGGGCACUGAAGGUACAACUCAUAAAUAUGAUAUCAUAGACACUAAAGGAGACGAAGCUAGUACAACAAGGAAAGAUUUAAUUGAAGACGAAGUCUCAUCGAGCACUAAAGAUCCACAAUUAUAUGAAACACCCGUAUCUGUAGAAAAAACUACUGAAACUGCACCAAUUAUUGAAGAUGCAAGUGUAGCUACUGAAAUGGCAGGUAUUGAAUCUCCAACUACUUCACCUCCAGAUGAUGUGCAACCGGAAAAGCCUAAACAGCCAUCAACAACUGAAAUGGAAGAGGAAAGUACUACAAAAUUGUAUGACGAAGGAACUGUUAAACCUAUUCCAGAAUCACAUGUUACGGAAACUUCCUCAACUGCUCCUGAGUAUAGCACGUCUGCUGAAGUUACAGAAGUGUCUAAAGUAAAGGAUGAGGAUGAGGAUAAGGAUAAGACGGAACCAGAGUUGCCUGAAGAGCACAGCAUGAAACCAGAGAGGUUUUCAACUCAAUUACCAAUUGAGAGCAUAAAAACAGAUUAUCCUGAGGUACACAGUUCCGAAAAAGACACAACAACAGAUUCACCAUUAAGUUCUGUUACUGAACCUGAGAGAAGAUACACAGAGGUUGAGGACCCAUCAGUCACAGGACCUAAAGAAAUUACAACUGGUUAUCCUGAACACGCAACGGAGCCUCAAGUUUCUUCCGUAACUGAAAAAAUUCAUGAAAGCACAGAUAUUGAUGAAGUAAGCUCAGAAAAACCAUUAUCAACCGAUAGUGAUGGAUCAGAAGAACCUGAAAAGAUUACAGAAUCAGAAAAACCUGCCACAGAGACACCUGAAAUGGGUCACCAUACAUCAGAAAUUGAUAUAAAGAAACCUCUCGAUGAAUUUGAAUCACUAACGACAGAAAUACCUACAGCCAUAGUUACGGAAACUCAAGACAUAUCCAAUAUCUCCCCCGAAAAGGACGUUACUAUUUCCGAAGAAAAGACUACAGUAACGACAGACAUAUCCGAUCACACAGAGAAAGAAACAAUCCCAGUAGAAGAAUACACAGAAAAACAGGAAUCAAGCUCUGAAGUACCUCAUCGCCAUACUACAGAAGCUCAAGAAAUAGAAUCCUAUACAACCGAGUCAUCCGAAACUAGUGCUCCGGAAACCAGCACACAAUCAGAAAAACAUGUAACUACAGAGACCUUAGCUAAAGCAACAGAUGUUCCAAAUGUAUCUGAAAAAGAAGAGGUGACUGUAACAGAAGAGCCAGAAGUCAUAAAUACUGAACCACAAGAUUUAGACAAAAAGGAACAAGUAAUUACAGAAAAACAAGAACAACCAACUGAAUUACCAACGCCAAUAGAAGAUGAACGAACUGAGGCCUCCGAUGGUAAAGUAACAACCGAUGUUCCACUAUCACUUGUAACUGAACACAAAGAUAGCCUUGGGGAACCAACGACAGAAUCAAACCUACCAAAAGAGCAGUCUUCUAAACAACCAGAUUUAUUAACGACACAAUCUGAAGAAUUACAUAAGGAACCAGAACAUUAUGAUGGUCAGAAAGAAAUCAAAACCGAAAGGCCCGUUGAAGUAACAGAAUCUGUAGAAGUGACUACAAAAAUACAAGAGGACCGAAUAACUGAAGUGUCUCAAGAAGCCCUUCCUGAAGCUCAAGAUACUAAAACAACAUUGCGAGAAUCCCAUCCUGUUACAGAAGGAAUAACUAAAAUUGAAGGCACUAAACCUACAGAACCGACAUUCGCUCAGACUGGAUUCUCGGAGACAACACCAUAUUUGAUUGAAUUAGAAGAGCACACUCAUAAAAUCCAAGAAGAAAUCACAACAGUUUCACAAACAGAAGACCAUACGGACAAGCCAGUAGAAGAAAGUUCAUCAUCGUCACCUAGUGAAGAAGAUAUUCCAACAUCACCGUCACCCUCAGAAGACGAUACUCCUGAGGUUGAAAAGCAACCUUCAACUGUGCUACCUUUGGAAGAAAAAUACACCACUGUAGCAGAUGUAGUAACUGAACAAGAUCUUAUAACGCGAAUUUCUGACGAAGGAUUCGAAACCGCGACCAAACCCGCUGACACUACUACUAAGGCGAGUGAAGAAGUUUCUCCUGUAGACAUCUCUGAAAAGGUUCCGGAUUCAAUACCUGUGAAAGAGACUACUCUAGGUGAAACCGACAAUGAAAGCCAUACUACGGCAGUAGAGACAGAAUCUACAUCUGCACCUGUUCAAGUAAGUGAAGAAUCCACACCAACUGCUGUCACGGAGUCUAGCAAAGAACCGGUUUCUGAAUCAGACAUUGCUGUAGCAACUGAAAAGGAAAUUAUUUCCACCGAAAAACCAGAGCAUCCAAUUGUGUCACACGAAACAACUACCUCAGAAGAAGAAUUUAUAUUCUCUACAAGUAAAGCAACAACUGAACGACAAGAAGAAGAUGUUAUUACUCCUGCGUCCGUUGACAAGUUCGAGAAACCCUCAGAAAAACCCAGUCAGGCCACUGACAUUCCUCCUUCAAGUACCACCACUGAAAUUUCGAAACCAAGUGCUGCAGAUUUGCAACCUACCGAUGAGAUACCAGUGCCAGACGAGUUCCCACCUAGUGGAACAAGCGGCUAUGGUGAGCCUGACUAUGUUGAAGAAGAUCAAGCAUUUGGACCAGGAACUUGCCGGUACGGAGGAAAAGUUUAUGUUUCCGCUCAACAGAUCCCGAGGGAUGAUCCAUGUGACUUCUGCUUCUGCUUCAGAAGUGACAUUAUCUGUUUACAACAGAGUUGCCCCCCUCCAAUUCAUGGGUGUCACGAAGAACCCAUUCAAGGCUUCUGCUGUCCGCGAUAUGAGUGUCCAGUAUCCAUGGCAACCACAGUGAAUGUUACAACAACUACCACAACUACAACGACGACGCUGCCCCCACACUUCCCGACACACUCGUACAAAGGUGCGGCACAUAGGAGAGGUUGUCAAAUAAAAGGACAUACAUACAAAGUAGGAGAAGUAGUACGCUCGUCGUCAGGACCAUGUUUACAUUGCACAUGUGGAGGAGACGGUCAGAUGAAAUGCGAUCCCAAGGCGUGCACUCCGGAGCCAAUGUUAAGACAAAUGAUAGCAGCUGCUGUGUCCGCCAAGAGGCGAAGGUGAAGACUUACGAGAGAUACCCAAAUGUCUCGUACACGCCAUCACAAGGAUGAAGCGCCUAUGUGAUAAUUAAUUCCAUCUACUCUUCUUUGCACAAGAAUAAUGCUCAACUCAAAUUAUCCCCAUGGAGUAGUUUAAGAUUUCGUGUCAUAUGUAGUAAUCUAUGUUAUUGAUUUUUUUACUUUUCAUAAAUGUCGUGGCACGCGCAAUUCAAUCUAUUAAGGAAACAACUUUUCAUGACUGUGAUUAAAAUAUUAAAUUUUUAUGUUAAUUUCUGAAACAAAAUUUUUUACGAAUAUUUAGUCUUCAAUUUAGGGCUAAUUUAUUAUAUUAUUUAUCUUUUGUAACAAAAAUCAGUGCCAAACGAUAGUGCUAAGUUGUAAACGACUAGGCCUCGAUGAUAAAAAGUUCAAAAAUAUCAAAUGUCACACAUAAAUUAAAAUUCGUAUUGACCAAAGCGAAGCUAAUAUUCUCUUAAACAAAGUUCGACCAAGAUCAAGCUUCAAGGGUCAUUCAGAUCGCCGAAAUCUUGACCAUUUUAAAUGUAAACUUAAUUGUUUUACCGAUGUAAGCUUAGUCAAUUUCUUUAUUUUUACACGAUGCAACUGAAUGCGAUCUAAACGUAUCGUGUAAAUAUAGAGUAAUCUUAAGGAUCCCUGAUGUUGUAAAUGCCUUACUUAAUUUGUAAUAAUUUAUAUAUUUUAGGUGUAUAGUACUUAAGCCAUGUUUUGAGACCAGUGACUAUUAUAAUUUUAGAAGUAAAAGGCCGUUUACUAUAAAUGCGAAAAGCGUCGGUCGACGAGUUAUCCUUGGCCGAUGCUUUUCCUGAUUUCACGUCUUACAGAAAGUGACUGUCCUUGUUUUCUUUAAUUCGUGGAAGACGCGUGAUUUUUACUAGCACUUACUCAGUGAUAGUGGCCAAUAUUUUAAUCGUUUUGUAAAAUAACUUUACAAUAUGACGACAAGAAAAACAUAUUGUAGGAUCUUUUAUAACUUUUGAUAUUAAAGUGCUGGUAGGUUUAUAAAUAAAGCAGAUCGAGAUGGGUACGAAAGUUUAGUGGACUGUUGCGACCAUUUCAGUGCCCGGGUGGUGCUGAACAUGUUAGAUCGCAUUAAUUCGUACCAACCUUUAUCUGUGCGCAAGUUGUAGUUAUAUUUCUUCUUAUUUAUUUAAAGUCGUAGCAAUAGAAGUAUUGGUCUUAAAGUUUAUUGUGAAUUGAAUAUUUCACCGAUUUAAAAAAGAAAUACAUUCAAUCACAAAAAUUAUAUCAUUAAAAUCAUAUUUUAUUUGUUUAUGAGGUUUUACCGAGACUAGCGACGAUCUAGCUGUCUGUACAACUGUGCGAAUGAGUUUUGAAUAAAAUAUUUCAAAUGAAAA